Molecule: messenger RNA, 393 nt
Organism: Geodia barretti
Lineage: Eukaryota; Metazoa; Porifera; Demospongiae; Tetractinellida; Geodiidae
Source: the annotation of a GenBank genome assembly
GUCACCACUGCUGAUGAUGAACUAGUCCUCACAAGUCUAAUUAGAGCACACUCCCUCAGCAGAGAUGCAACACUGCUAUCUUACAAAGGAGUAAUAACCAGGUGCGUACUACCUGAGGCCGGUGUGUACGAACUUGACGAUAGUCUAACUCUCUAUCUGACUCACUCCAAUCUGAGUAAUCAAGGCAGGGGCCUGAGGGAAGGGGCAGAGGUGGAGGUUACGAAUGCCCACGUGCUGAGGCUGUCCGACCCACUAUAUAAGAAAAUGUCUGGGUUUGUGUGCUGUCCUGUGAGUCGAAUUGAAGUAGUUCAUUUCUCAGAGAAGGAGACAAAUUUCAAGGCCUUUCUCCUCCAGAACAAGUUGGCGCAACUGCUGAGCAGAUUCAGAGCCACC